Messenger RNA from Mesocricetus auratus (golden hamster), 836 nucleotides. RefSeq names its product small lysine rich protein 1 (gene Smkr1). The record is from RefSeq and is a predicted model, not a curated record. The transcript has 3 exons. NCBI's taxonomy places the organism in Eukaryota, Metazoa, Chordata, Mammalia, Rodentia, Cricetidae. The coding region runs from base 1 to 501 and encodes 166 amino acids.
AUGACUGCUGUGUCUUCUAGUAACUCGGGUUCAAAGGUCAAUGACCAUGAAGAAGUCAGUGGAUUCGUGCAGGGUUCGGCGGCGUGGGUGAGCCAGAUCCAGGCGCUCCGCGGCGGGCUCUCGGCGGGGUGCGGCGCGGCACCGCGCCUGGAGUGGGGUGAGCCGGGCCCUUCGUACCAACGGCUCGGUGGCUGGCUGCUUGUUGAGCUCGCCCAGCUCCCCCGAAAGCGUCUGCGCCUCCGCACACCGCGAGGGCGCUCAACUGCGGCCACGGCCGGGGCAGGCGGCAACGCGCCGUCAAAUAAAAAGAAGAAAGGCAAAGGCCGGGUCAAGAGCUUUGGGAAGAAGCAGAAGCCGAAGAAGCCGGAACCUGACAUCCUCAGCCCUGUGGCCAUGCUGAACCUCUACUACAUUGCCCACAAUGUCGCGGACUGCCUGUAUCUUCGCGGCUACACUUGGCCAGGCGCUCCCAAAGGGAAAAGGGGGAAGAGCAAGAUUUAAGUGACAGAAUCCAAAGCAUGCCUUGGCUUCAAAGGACAGAAGGUGGGAAGACAACAGAAAGCAUUUAGGACAACUUAGCGAUGGCAGGCGAUGUAGACUUACUGAAGACAACCAGAAACUUGGAGCCGGCGCACUUCUCUGUGGCUAACGACAGAGCAGUGCACGUUUAUGGCCACAGAUAAGCCGGGCCCUAGGAGGCUUCACUUUGGUUUUUCAGAGGUAAUCAGGAAAACCAAACUCAAGUGGUACUUAAAAGUGACGCCGGCAUGGUAGUGAUUUUUGUAGUAUUAUAAUCAUAGUUGUGGACCUGAAUUAAACCUUGUUCUCAGAAAGCA